AUACGAUAAAAGCAGUUAUUUUCGCCUUGCUGCAGGACCAAUUGAUAAUAUCGAAGAUGUUCUAAAGUCAUUUUUCGACCUUCCUGAAAAAUUUCGUUGGGUUAAAACAGCGCCGUAUACAGAUGGAGGUUCCUGACGGGCAAGAAAAACACCCAUUGUUGCCAACUACAGUUCACAUUAAAGGUCAUUGGAGACCAUAUAACCUGUCAAACAUUGAAGAGAACCAGAAAGGAAUAUGUAACAGUGUACACUCACCAGCAUUGGAAGAGACUACACAUAGCCCGUCUAGGAUGACAGAUGACUUCACACAGACAUCAAGCUCAGACGAUCAACCAAAAAACCCUUUAAAAGGAAAAUUUGAUUGGACAUUGCCUAUGAAGCCAGAAGGGCCAGGCACAACAAUGGAAAAACUUGUCGUCCGCCCAGGUGGAUUCCUGCAGUUAAGAAUGAAGCAAAAGCUGCGCAGUAGGACGAAUAAAGCACUCUCCUACAAAGAAUCGCAUUGGAGGACAUCUGAAAACCCUUCUGAUUGUUUGGACAUGUAUGGAUCAGGAUCAUCAGGACUAUUAUAUAAAGGGACUCCACACAGCCAGUUUGGGGUGACAAGAUCUCUGGAGAUUGAACAUCAAUAUAAACUGUCAAUCAAACAGAAGUAUGAGAGUGAGUGGAGCUCGCUGUCUGGUGAACGAGAGUCAUUGUCUGCCCUGUAUAAUGAACCAGUGAUCAUUCAGAAAGAUGAAAAUGGCAGCUUUGAGAACAUCAGUAUGGACAUGUUGUUGAUUUUACAUGGUACAAUGCCUGUCAUUCUCCAAGGUGACUCUGGCAGUGGCAAAUCCUUCAUAGCACAGAAGAUCAUGUUGAACUGGGCAUCUGAAUUUUCGAUACAUUUUUAUGUAGUUUUCUAUCUGAGGUGUGAAGAACUGAUGUGUUUUUCUGAGGAGAUGAAUUUAAUUGAACUCUUGAGCUACAGCUGUGGUUUAACAUCAAAUCAGAUCUCGGAGAUGUUACAGAAGCCACCAAAGAGGAUGGUUUUCAUCAUUGAUGGGUUUGAUGAGCUGAGACUAACGCAGGACAUUUAUGAAAUGUCAGCACACACUAAUCCACUUCAAAAAGCCCCUGCUGAGGUCAUUCUGUGUUCCCUGUUGAGGGGAUACCUCAUCCCUGGGAUCAGCCUGCUGGUCACCACCAGAACUAAGAACACAGUGAACAAGCUGCUGAGAAAACAGCCAUGUUUCACUGAAAUCAUGGGUUUUUCUGAGAAGAAGGUGGAGACGUACUUCCAGACGUUCUUCAGCAAAGAGUAUGACUGUGUGAGCACAAAUGAAAGCCUCCUCACUGCCUGCUCCAUUCCUGUUAUCUGCUGGAUUGUUAGUGAGAUGUUCAGACUCGGUGCAGAUGUAUCAAGCGGACUGGAAACCACCACCUCCAUCUAUGUUGGCUUUGUGUCAACUCUACUAGAGCAUCACUGUCGGGGUUUGAGUCAGUCUGUGCCGACCCUGCUGAGGAGUCUGGGUCAGCUGGCAGAGAGAGGGAUGCUGGAACAACAAGUGAUGUUUGAUGAGAAAAAUGUGGAUGAAAUAAUUUCAGACCCUGUUGCCAAUCCAUUCCUGUGCAGGUUCCUCUCUAAGAGAAGAAUCCGUCAGGAGACAAUGUUCAGUUUCAUGUAUCACAGCUUUCAGGAGUUCUUCACUGCUCUGUACUAUGUUCUUCUGGAUGCAGAAGAGUCUCAGAGGAAAGUGAGGGAGCUGCUUCACACUGUAGAGAGAGGAUGGGCUUUGUCCUUUUGGUCUGAUAGAGACUUUUCAAUGGCAGAUGUAGAAGUAAGACAGUCAAAUCUGCUGCAGCCUGUGAUUCUGUUCCUCUGUGGUCUGUGUAAGAAAAAAUGGAUCCCGUCGUUCUUUGAAAAGCUCAACGUGCCUGUCUCUGUCAACAUAGAAACCCAGCUUAAGGAAUGGAUCAGUACAUAUUCACAGAGAUAUCAAAGUGAACACAUGCUGUUCAUUCUCCAUUGUCUCUACGAGCUUCAUGAGAAAAGCUUCAUUAGGAAAGUGUUAGAAGAUUUGAUUUUGAUAGAUCUGUCUCAUACUCUACUGAAAAGGACAGACUGUUGGGUGUUGAAGUACUGUUUACGGUGCUGUGAACACAUCAGAAACCUGAAACUCCAUGUAACAUCUGAUAAUCUGAAGAUGCUCCUGCCUGAACUGUCCCGCUGUAAACAGCUGUGGUUGAUAUUGGAUCACAUUUCAGAUGAUGUUGUUGGUUUGGUCUCAGCUGCUGCUGAAGGAAAGAAACGGACUAAACUCAAUAUAAAUAUGCCUGACAACUAUGGAUUCCACCGAGAGAUCACUGUGUCAGUCAGAGAUGGAGACAUCACGUUGUCUUUUUCAGAGUUCACAUCAUCAGCCACGGAAUUAACUCUUACCUCUCCUCACUCAUUUAUUUCCACCAUCAACUGGGUGAAAUCACAGAAUAAGAUGUCAUUGUUCAGUUCUAGAUAUUUACGAAAUCAAGAUGGACUGUUGACGUUCCUGCAAUCAGUAUCUGGUUUGAAGAAAGUCUGUCUGCAAGAUGUAGUUCUGACUGAACCAUAUAGCUCUAAAAUCAUGUCCCUCAUUAAAGCCUGUCCCAGUUUGAUUGAACUCAGGAUAAAUGUCACAGAUAAAUACAUGAUGGAGUACACCCACUCCAUGAAGACAUCAUUGGAGAAGAUGGGUUGGACUCUGACUGUCUGGGGGAAAUUAGCAUUGCUUAAGCUAAACAUGGAAAGAUUCACAGAGGGGAAGAUGAAGACAAAGCAGGAAAAGACUAAGAGAGGAAUAGGAGAGAGUUCAGAUUCUGUGUUAAAAGCUGAAUCAUCAACAUACUCCUUCUCAGAAGAUGUAGUGUUCACACCAGAAUUGAGCGGUGAUGAAGAUAAACUCAAGAAUACAUACAGGUUUGUGUGUGCACAUGCUGGUCAGUUUCGUUGCAGUCUGACCAAUCUUGUGUUUGUGAUGGAGGGUGAAGGAGAGGUGCUGUAUAGAGUUGAUUCAUGGGAUCCUCGUCUGUUAGAUGGUUUGGGUCAGAUGCGACCGGCAGGACCCUUGUAUGACAUUGACUGUUCUGCAAAAUCAGUCUUACGACUGCAACUUCCGCACUGUGUGAUAUUCUCUGAGGAAAAUAAGGACGGUUUGGCUGUAGCACAUUUCACUGGUGGUAAUGUAGAAAUAAUACAGCCACUCAGAGUGACAGAAACUCAUGUGAUCAUUGACAUCAGAGAUCUCAGCCGGUUUGGGCUCAUCUGGAUUAAAACAAUAUUUGGCUACCCCAUUGAUGGCCAGGUUUUGCUCUUUCUUCGACCAGUAACUGUUGAACAGGAACAGAAAAUACUUAAUGUCCACUUGCUUCCAGGGAAUGUUCCAGUAACAGAGGUCCAGUGUUUCCACCACAAUAAAUCAUACAUAGAGACAAGUUCAAAAUGUUGUCUUUUUACUGACAGACAAUACAGUCUGUGUUGUCAGCCAGAGAACUGUGAAGUGCAACCAAUGAGUGAGAUAUUUCAGCUUGAUAAUUUUGGUCCAAACUAUCAUCCCACAUUUGAAGUGUUUCUGGAUGUCAACAUCAAGGAGGUCAAGCUGGGUGUUGUGGACAAAACUGAAGAUGGGAAAGAAGUGUGGCCCAGACGGCGAAUCCUUCUUACAGCACCAAGUAAAGCUGCAGAACCUCCUGCACACCGAAGGAUCCCAGAAACUGAAUUUGUGAACACACAUGGAGAUAAACUCACUCAGAGAGUUUCAUCAGUGAUGGCGAUUGCUGACAGUUUAAAGACCAAAAAAAUAAUUACUCCUGAAAUGUGGAGUAAGAUCCAUGUUGCAGAAACACUACAGGAGAAAAUGAGACGCUUGUUGAUUGCUCUUGAGUCUGGAGGAGAUAAUGCAAAAGUAGAAUUCUGCAGACUGCUGAAGGAGAACGAACCUGAUCUAGUCAAAGAACUGGGACCUCAUUUAUAAAAUGUGCAUAUGCAUGGAUAUGAUUUUAUAGAGUGUGCAUAUGGUAAAAAUCGCCACUCAGAAUUAUAAAAACCAUCUUUGACGAGGAAAGGUGCUUACCACUAUGUCAUGUGCCAAACAGACAUAACAUUGUUGCAGAGUUGGAGUACUGCAAGUAUUUGGAAAUCAAAGGAAUUCUUUCCACUGCUCAAAUAAAGGAUUUGGAUGUUGACUGGUGCUCUUCUGCAGUAUAUGUUCAUUACAUUAAGUGGCAUUUACAAGGCAGAUAUCUGAAACCAUUUAGCUGUUCACAACUUUAAGAUCACCUGGUUUGAUUUCACAUCAAUGGCUUCACUGUUAUUCUACUGUACAUGUCUGUAGCAAGAGGUCCAGAUGUUUCUGUUUUCUUAAAUUAGAUGUUACUGGCAUUAUCUCCUGCUGUUCAUGUUCUCCAGUUUGAUUUGUGAUGAUCCAAAGAAUAUCUUGAGCAAAAACAUCUGAUGGGCUGUACAAAUUUGAUGUAUUCCUUCAUUUGUGUAAUAACGUUAAUAAGCUGUCAUUUUAUGUUUUCAAAAUGUUAUACUGUGUACUCGGAUUUAAAUUAGAUUGCAAUCCUCAUAUUUUAUUUUUGGUCCCCAAUGCAUGUACUGUAUAUAGUGUCGAUGUAUUUCUUAUUAACUGUAUGAGUUGUUACUGUAUGAUGACGAGUCACUAUGAAAGAUGUUUUUUAUUUUAUAAUACUGUGGAAAAAUAACCACAUACAAUUUAAAAAGAACCAUAGUAAAAGUGGCUGUGGGGAAAAAGCACAUGGGUCAUUUUUUUCUUUUGUACUUUACAUUUUAACAGAUGAUUAAAACAAAGAUAAAAUAAAGUUAACCAUAAACACAAUGUGAAGUACAGGUCUUUUUUAACAGGAGCAUGAGGAAAUGGAUCUCAAGAGUCAGACAUGCUCUCACAUUCACACAAUAUAAACACAGUAUUGCACAUUCAUUCCCCCAUCUUUCCUUCUCUGAUAUGUUUUAUUACUCAUAUUCAUUGUCCUCUCAUCAUACAUAAAGGUGCCAAAUAAGUCUCAUUUAUUAAGAGAAUUAACAUGGAUAUUUAAAGAAAAAAUAUUUUGUGCAAAUUUUAACCAAUGCACUGCAAAAAUUCUGUUUUAUUGACAAACCUGC
Carassius auratus (goldfish) is the source of this 5140-nucleotide messenger RNA. Its product is annotated as NACHT, LRR and PYD domains-containing protein 1b allele 3-like. The transcript is spliced from 24 exons. Gene Ontology annotation, biological process: regulation of apoptotic process. NCBI's taxonomy places the organism in Eukaryota, Metazoa, Chordata, Actinopteri, Cypriniformes, Cyprinidae. The record is from RefSeq and is a predicted model, not a curated record. Gene Ontology annotation, cellular component: cytoplasm. Bases 123 to 3989 code for a protein of 1288 amino acids.